Molecule: messenger RNA, 1333 nt
Organism: Macroventuria anomochaeta
Lineage: Eukaryota; Fungi; Ascomycota; Dothideomycetes; Pleosporales; Didymellaceae
Product: NuA4 histone acetyltransferase complex, Eaf3/MRG15 subunit
Exons: 4
Coding region: 209-1180 (323 amino acids)
Biological process (GO): regulation of DNA-templated transcription; chromatin organization
Cellular component (GO): nucleus; Rpd3S complex; NuA4 histone acetyltransferase complex
Source: RefSeq, a predicted model, not a curated record
CCACAACUCAGCUCAUCAUCGGCCUGCUCGAGUUGAUCGAAUCUAUCUGAUAGCGCAGCAUCAACAUCCAUUGUUGCCACAUACGUUGCGCGGCCUGGAGAAGGCAGCAGUGAGCGAUACGUGUGCAGCCGUCCUCACCCUUUCCUCUCGUGUGGACUGCCUCCUCAACCAAACACCACCAUCUCAAGCUUGACCCUCCACAACAAUUAUGGCGCCUGCAUCGGCCACAGAAGCAUCGUACCGCAAGGACGAGAAGGUUUUCUGCUUCCAUCAUGAGUUGCUCUAUGAGGCCAAGGUCAUUGAUGUGAAGCCCAGCGAGGGAGAUGACAAGAAGACUGGCUUCCAGUACAAGAUCCACUACAAAGGGUGGAAGAACACCUGGGAUGACUGGGUGCCCGAAGAUCGUCUUCGCAAACUCAGUCCUGAAAAUCGAGAGAUGGCAAACCAGCUGAGGCACGAGAUGCUUCAAGCUCAGCGUGCCGCUCGGGCGCAACCACAACCCGUUAAGAAGAAGGCUCAAGGCUCUACUCGCGGGAGUGAAGAGCGCCAAACGUCUGUCUCCGCUGCACCUCGUGGUCAGAAACGCAUGCGUGACCACGAUCUCGAGAAGGAAGAAGUCUUCCAAAACAAGCGCGCUGUGCGUAUCUAUAUGCCAGACCGGUUGAAGAGCCUUCUCGUCGAUGACUGGGAGAACAUCACCAAAAACCUGCAGCUCGUUCAGUUGCCAUCCAGCAAGCCAGCUGCUGUCAUCUUGGACGAGUACUUUGCAUUUGCUACCUCGACAGGGAACCGCAACAGCACCGAAACGGACAUCUUGGAAGAGGUAAUCCAAGGCCUGAAAGAGUACUUCAACAAGAGUCUGGGUAGACUCUUACUCUACCGCUUUGAGCGUGAACAGUUCUACGACAUCUCGACGCAGCUCGAGCAGCCAACGAAUGACCUGGCCGGGAAGUCGAUGUCCGAGAUUUAUGGCGGCGAGCAUCUUUUGCGCCUCUUCGUGUCGAUGCCUGAGCUCAUCGCCCAGACCAACAUGGAUAUCCAAGCUGUCAACCGUCUCCGCGAGGAGCUCAGUGGCAUGACGACAUGGCUCUCCAAGGAGCCUCAAGUCAAUGCUUUCUUUUCUUCCGUGUACGAGAGCCCAGGGCAGGCGUACAUCGACAAGGUGAAGAGCAGCACCUAAGCCUGUUGCUUCCCGCGCGUUCUGUCUUCGUAUCUGUAUCAUCACUUCUGCAUAGGUUGGAUACGGCGCUUUCGGUUACUUGGCACUCGACAUGCGGCCUGCUCGGCUACAAGCCAAGCUACGGCGUCCGGCGCAAUGCAUGUUACAUCUUCU